AUGGUAUGCGGUGAAAUCGAGACAAAAUAUGAUGUACGCUAUGUGCCAGAAUUAUUAAAGCCAUUAGCGUGGCUAAUUGGAAUUUGGCGUGCCGAAUCUGGUGGCAAAGCAAUCUUUCCAACAAUACCUGUAUUUACAUAUGGAGAACAAAUUGAAUUUUCAUUACCAACUUCCAGUUUAAAAGCCCUUAAAGCACUCAACUAUACAGCUUUUGCAUGGGAUAUGAAUAAUCGUGAGGAGUUACAUAGUGAAUAUGGUUUUAUAACAAUAAAACCAAAUACGAAAGAAGUUGCUCUGUCAACUGUUAUGAACAAUGGCUUUGUAAUGAUUGAGCAAGGCCCAUUACUCGGGAAGUCAGUCAAACUUGCUUUAGAAGAUAUUGGUCGAAUAAGUUUUAGCCGAGAUCUACCAGUACAUGGGACAAUUCGACAAUUUCGAUUGUUGGAUAGCGAAACGCUUGAACAACGAUUUAUGAUGGAAACGUUAACACAUCGAAUGCAAAUGCAUACUUCUAUUCGAUAUAAAAAAAUUUACCCGAAAUAA
Messenger RNA from Acanthocheilonema viteae, 543 nucleotides. Lineage: Eukaryota; Metazoa; Nematoda; Chromadorea; Rhabditida; Onchocercidae. The record is from the annotation of a GenBank genome assembly.